AGCCUCCUUCUCUCUCUUUAUCUGUGUGGCUAAAGGCAGAGCAGCGAGUACUUAAGACCGAGUCCUUUCCCAAAAUUAGCAUAUUUUCUGCAUCAAAUCACAACUCCUAGAUCUGAUUUCUCUUUCGGUCUCUCCAUUCUUUGUCGUUCUUUUCAAUUUCUUCUUCCUUCACUUACUGGAAACUCUCGCUGUUCUAAUCCUGACUCCUCGCACUCGCUUCCCGAUCCGCUACCAAUUAUUGCCGUCAUUUUCUACUGUAGCUUCAGGAGGGGAGGUUAUUCCAGUUUUCCUUUAGGUGAUUCAUGCAACAUUGUUCGUUUUCGUACUUGGGUCGAACUAUAUAGUUGAGAAAAGCUUGAAAGUUUGAUAAAUGACGAGGGGAAGAUCUGAUGGAACUCCGAAGAAGCGCUUAAUCACUACCAUAUGUGUUGUGGCCAUAUUUCUUGGGUUUCUGUAUGCAUAUUAUGGAUCCAUUUUUGGCAAUCAAGACCGAGGUGCAUCGACUCUGCAGCACGGCAGCAAAUCCUUGAGCCAUUAUUUGUUGGGGAGUGAAGACUCUGAAGAAUCUUCAACCACAACUGUGCAGGAAGAUCCAGAAGAUGGUAUCGUACCGAAAAGUUACCCGGUUUGUGACGAUCGGCAUUCGGAACUAAUUCCCUGCUUGGACAGACAUCUCAUAUAUCAAAUGAGAUUGAAACUCGACCUUUCUUUAAUGGAGCAUUAUGAAAGACACUGCCCACCACCAGAGAGGCGGUUCAAUUGCCUGAUUCCGCCUCCAGCAGGAUAUAAGGUUCCAAUUAAGUGGCCAAAGAGCAGAGACGAAGUGUGGAAAGCGAACAUACCGCAUACUCAUCUUGCUCACGAGAAAUCGGAUCAGAACUGGAUGGUUGUCAAAGGCGAAAAAAUUGUGUUCCCUGGAGGAGGUACUCAUUUUCACUAUGGAGCUGAUAAGUACAUUGCUUCAAUUGCAAAUAUGCUCAACUUUUCAAAUGAUAAAAUGAACGAUGAAGGAAGACUGCGUACUGUUCUUGAUGUCGGUUGUGGUGUCGCAAGUUUUGGAGGAUAUCUUCUCUCUUCUAAUAUCAUAGCAAUGUCCUUAGCACCAAAUGAUGUUCAUCAAAAUCAAAUUCAGUUUGCUUUAGAAAGAGGAAUUCCUGCAUACCUUGGUGUUUUAGGAACGAAGAGGCUCCCUUACCCGAGCAGAUCUUUUGAACUUGCACACUGUUCUCGGUGUCGAAUUGAUUGGCUUCAAAGAGACGGGAUUCUUCUUCUCGAGCUAGAUAGAGUACUUAGACCUGGUGGCUAUUUUGCUUAUUCAUCUCCAGAAGCUUAUGCACAGGAUGAGGAGGAUCUGAGAAUAUGGAGAGAAAUGAGUGCCCUUGUGGGUCGUAUGUGUUGGAGAAUAGCUGCAAAGAGGAAUCAGACUGUAAUUUGGCAAAAACCCCUUACAAAUGAUUGUUAUAUGCAAAGAGAACCCGGUACUCGUCCUCCUCUUUGCCGAUCUACUGAUGAUCCUGAUGCUGUUUGGGGUGUGCUGAUGGAAGCUUGUAUCACUCCUUACUCGGAUCAUGAUCAUAAAGCCAAGGGCAGUGGAUUGGCUCCUUGGCCAGCUCGAUUAACGUCACCUCCUCCACGACUUCAGGACUUUGGCUAUUCUUCUGAAAUGUUUGAAAAAGACACGGAAACUUGGCGGCGUAGAGUCGAGAGUUACUGGAAUCUGCUGAGUCCAAAGAUCGAAUCGGAUACUAUCAGGAACGUGAUGGACAUGAAGGCACACAUGGGAUCGUUUGCAGCUGCUCUGAAGGACAAGGACGUGUGGGUGAUGAAUGUCGUUCAAGAAGACGGACCUAAUACACUGAAGCUGAUAUAUGACCGAGGCCUCAUUGGCACUACCAAUAACUGGUGCGAAGCCUUCUCGACAUAUCCUCGUACAUACGAUCUUCUCCACGCAUGGACCGUGUUUUCUGACAUCGAGAAGAAAGAAUGCAGCGCCGAGGACCUAUUACUCGAGAUGGAUCGCAUACUCAGACCCACUGGUUUCAUCAUUAUCAGGGACAAGCAAUCUGUUAUAGAUAUGGUAAAGAAACAUCUAUCUGCAUUGCACUGGGAAACAGUGGCAACUGCCAACUCCAGCUCCGAUUCGGAACUGGAGAGCGACGAGGUCGUGUUUAUCAUCCAGAAGAAGCUGUGGCUGACAAGUGAGAGUGUGAGGGAGUCAGAAUAA
This is a messenger RNA of Cucurbita pepo subsp. pepo (vegetable marrow), 2224 nucleotides long. The record is from RefSeq and is a predicted model, not a curated record. NCBI's taxonomy places the organism in Eukaryota, Viridiplantae, Streptophyta, Magnoliopsida, Cucurbitales, Cucurbitaceae.